AUGGGGACGGAGAGAUCAUUAUCAGGGAUGGAAAAGCUAAAUCUGAGAGUCCAAAGCAGUCAGGCAAAGUUUGUGGGCACUAUAGCAUCCAUCAGUGGAGCUCUAAUGAAUGAGAACUUACUUAACACUCACGUACCUCGUCAUCGGCAAAAUGUUUCUGGUUGGCUUGCUCAGAUACUAAAGCAUGUUGGAACAGACCUCAGCUGUCCUACUUUGGCAACAGCAAUAUCUGAUCUCACACCAGCUUUUGCCUUCAUCAUUGCUAUCAUUUGCAGGGAGGAAGACUUGACAAAGAAGAGUAGUCAAGCAAAGAGUGUUGGCACCAUAAUUUCAAUAGCAGGGGCAUUAAUUGUAACUUUAUAUAAAGGCGUACGUCUUACAAGUGCUUCUCCUCUGCCUGGGAAAUUCCUCGAUCAGCUUCUUUUCUCAGUUCAAUCUAAAUGGGUUAUUGCGGGUUUUAUACUUUUAUUGCAGAGCUUUUUCCAUGCACUUACUUUUGUAGUACAGAGUUGGGUUAUGGUGGAGUACUCUGCAGAGCUAGAUGAAACCCUGACGGACUACCCUGUGGAGUACCCUGAAGAGAGGGAGUACCCUGCAGAGCUAAUUGCAACCCUGAGGGAGUACCUGAGGGAGUACACCGCAGAGCUAAUUGCAACCCUGUUUUGUUGUAUCUCUAUGACCAUAAUAUCUGCAAUAGUAGCUCUGAUUGCUGAGAGAUCAAACCCAGAUGCUUGGCAAAUCAAGUCUAAUAUGGAGCUUAUUGCAAUUGGGUUUAAUGCAGUUUUUGCGAUAGCAUUUGGAAAAGCUGUUCAUUUAUGGGCAGUCCGCAAGAAGGGUCCCAUAUAUCGUGCCGCGUUUAAGCCACUUAGAACUGUCAUUGCAUUCAUCUUUGGGAUUAUUUUUCAAGGGGAAACCAUCUACCUUGGAAGGGUGAUUGCAGGGGCUAUUGUAACUGGGGGAUUUUACGCCGUGAUUUGGGGAAAAGCCCAAGAAGACCAGGUUGUUGAACAUAGUCAACCACGCCCCGCUGAUUGCUCAUAA
Messenger RNA from Ziziphus jujuba (common jujube), 1041 nucleotides. Its product is annotated as WAT1-related protein At5g40240. The record is from RefSeq and is a predicted model, not a curated record. Gene Ontology annotation, molecular function: transmembrane transporter activity. Bases 1 to 1041 code for a protein of 346 amino acids. Gene Ontology annotation, cellular component: plasma membrane. The transcript is spliced from 8 exons. NCBI's taxonomy places the organism in Eukaryota, Viridiplantae, Streptophyta, Magnoliopsida, Rosales, Rhamnaceae.